Messenger RNA from Wyeomyia smithii (pitcher-plant mosquito), 913 nucleotides. RefSeq lists its product as uncharacterized. The record is from RefSeq and is a predicted model, not a curated record. Bases 176 to 913 code for a protein of 245 amino acids. The transcript has 6 exons. Lineage: Eukaryota; Metazoa; Arthropoda; Insecta; Diptera; Culicidae.
AAGUCAGUGCCGGCGAAACGGAGUGUUGCUCGUUUCGGGAAAGUUGUUUCAGUUUUGAUUUCUUCAUUAAAGUGCCUUCGGCCUACGGACCCACGGUAGUUUGCAGUCAGUCAAACCUGUCAGAGCCAGCGACCUAGUAUCCGGUGUACCUACGGAAAGGAGAAGGCAUCCCACCAUGAAUAAGCUGCUCAUCGUAUUUGCUCUAGUCGGGGUGAUAAUCGCCGCUCCCUCGCAGCGUGACGAGUCCGACGAUGAUGCUGGUUCAGUUGGCCGAUGCGUCGAUCAACUAGUCAACUCGAUGCCGGAGAAUAUUGGGGAUGAUAUGGUGGCAUUUAUUGCCGACACUCGCGAAACCUUCGAAUAUCUGAUCGACCGUCGACGGCGCUGUGACGAGCUUCCGCGGGAUGAUCCCCCGACGCGGUUACAGGAACUCGCCAUCGAAGCCUGCAUCACCAGCUGGCAGGUGCGAGCAGCUGCCGAGAUCGCACGACUGACGGCAACUCUCGCGCAGCGUGUUCCCAACGCCCAGGAACUGAUGGGAGAUUUCGCCCGAUGCAUGGGUGUCAAUCUAGAGGAGAUUCCGAUGGAGCGUGACGAGUCCGACGAAGAAGCUGGCUCAGUUAGCGAAUGCGUCGAUGAGGAGCUUGUGGACGAUCUGGUAGCAUUUAUUGCCGACACUCGCCAGACCUUCACCUAUCUAAUGGACCGUCGACGACGCUGCGACGAGCUAGCCCGAGAUGAUCCUCCGACGUGGCUGCAGGAACUCGCCAUCGAAGCCUGCUACACCAGCUGGCAGGUGCGAGCAGCCGCCGAGAUGACAAGACUUACGGCAGCUCUCGCACGGCAUGUCCGCAACGCUGGGGAACUGAUGGUCAACUUUUCCCGAUGCUUGCGUGCACUGUCCAACUCUUAA